Molecule: messenger RNA, 716 nt
Organism: Mastomys coucha (southern multimammate mouse)
Lineage: Eukaryota; Metazoa; Chordata; Mammalia; Rodentia; Muridae
Product: protein FAM24A-like
Exons: 4
Coding region: 176-559 (127 amino acids)
Source: RefSeq, a predicted model, not a curated record
AACUCUGUGAAAGAAAGCUCAUAUCUAGAGAGCUGAGGUCACACAGCAUGUGCCCCAGACUAGAGGAGUUGUAAGAGCUAACAAUGGGUGUCCAUUCCAGCAGGCCGACCUUCUGAAAAAUGUCCUUCAGCUUUCAUACCUCUGGAUUACAUUUUAAUCCCCUUUUACGUGGAAAAUGUCUCUUCUGACCUACCGUAGGCCAGGUAUGCGUAAGUCUUUUGACUUCCGAACAGUAAUCAUGAUCAUCAUUGGUGGCGGGAUCCUGGCAGCCAUGUUUCUACUGAUAGGAGUUGUGCUCUGUCUUUACUCCAAAAUAUACAAGGCUCUGAAUUCACAUGGAACCGCAAAUGAGGCAGAUGAUGAAUGCUAUGUUGAUCCAUGCAAGGACUCCCAAGAGAGGAUCACCCAAGACAACAACGCCGCUGCUGAGGCUGGUCAACCCUUCCAGGCCAACACAAUUGCUGUUGAGAGUUGCGGUCCUCUCCAGUGUUGUAGUUCAUGUGGUGCAGAUGUUGGCUCCCUGCCACCCUGCCUUUGUAGCAUAAGGGAAGGACUCUGACAUGGCACUGGUGGAUACAAGGAAAUCUUCAUGAUCAGUAUUUCGAUUUCUUAUUAGAAUAUUUUCUUACUCAAGCCAAUUUCUAUAGUGUUUAUGUUGUGUACUAUCUAAUAUGAUGUUUAUGUACAUUUGUAUAAAUAUACAAUAAUGAAAACAA